CGAGCCCGCCUUUCAUUCCAUUGUCGAUUAUCACCGCCGAAUGACCAGUUGCUACUGCCACGCGCAGUACAACCGUCAAAAACGGCUAAAAUCAAGCACGUGCAACGCGCAAAACUAGCGAAAACUUCUCAAAACGUACCGAACCAAUAAAAGAUAUACACAAAGUGAAUGUUUAACUGUGACAUAAUAUAAAUUGUGGAGUUUAAAAAUAGAAUGGAAUAAAAACAUCUAUUAAAUACCGCGCCGAAGUGCAUUUUACAUAAUUUUAAUAAAGAUAAUAACAAUAAUGAAGCCGCCAUUGUGGAGAUAACGAUGGCGCGCGUUUAACAAUUUUCGAAAAUUACGAGCGACAAUAGGAGCGCUCACGCGACGACCGCGACCAGAUAACAAUUUCUACAAAAGUUAUUAUGCGACGAAGGUGAGUCGGGCAAACAUCGCGCACGUCGAAAAAGUUUAAGUAAUAGUUAUUUAAACGCAUUGUGCUCAUGCAUUAAUGACUCCGAACCAGCUAAACACGGAUACUCACAGUGAACGAAUUUGACGAAUUUGUGCUUUUGUCGGCCAUGAUGGUUUCUACAAACAUGUGAAUGCAAGCAUGAUAGGAGGACGAGGACAAUGUGCAUCGUUAGCGCGCACGUUGCUGGCGCUCAUCGGCGUUCUAGUGUUGUUUGGGGGUGGCGAGGGGACGCCGUCCCCCACGGCAGCGUACAAGUUCGAAGAGUACGUAGUGGAGCACGAGGUGUCUGCGCUGCGGGCGAAGAACGCGGCACUAGCAAUCGAUCUGGAUGCAAUACAACCACCAUUCAGCUGCCAAAAGUGCACCACCGAAGAGAUUCGUUACUGCGAGAGUGCGAAUUUCGUCAGCGACCAUUGUUGCUGCGAUCGGCGGUUUCACGAAGAACUUCCCUACAUUCCGCACACGUGUUACUUGGGCAGAAAACUGUGCCGCCCCAUCGCCGGCCAUUGUGACGAGUACACCAAGAUAAGAAAAUGUUGCUGUGAUAAACAUGCUCUUGCAUUAUGGAAGGCAAAAUCUUCCUCGAAUAGUAUUAUUUUUCCACACCGAAGAAAAACUCUAGUGCUACACGUUCUACACGUAAUAAUUAGUGUCUUUGCAAUCGCUGCCUUCCACCAAGCUGUGUAAAUUAUAUUUAAAAAAUAUAAUUAGUCGCUAUUUAUAUUUUGCAAUAAAUCUUGCAAAGUAUUUGAACUUUAGUUAUAAUUUUAGUAAUAUUUUCAAAAAAUUUGCUAAAAAGUAUAUAACAUAUUGUAUUAUGCAUUGCGUAUUUGUAUUAUAAAUGUAAACGCGUAUUUUUGUUAAAGCUGGAAAAAUAUAUUGUUACAUAUUUCAAA
This is a messenger RNA of Dalotia coriaria, 1353 nucleotides long. RefSeq lists its product as uncharacterized. The transcript has 4 exons. The record is from RefSeq and is a predicted model, not a curated record. The coding region runs from base 596 to 1144 and encodes 182 amino acids. Lineage: Eukaryota; Metazoa; Arthropoda; Insecta; Coleoptera; Staphylinidae.